AUGAACGCGACUACUGCAUCCGGCCGGAAGCGCACUCGUGCCGCGAGCGACCGCUCCGACGCUGACGGGAACACCGAGACCGACAGAAGCGACAUAGGACCGCGCCCACGUGUGUCAGCCCCGUACCCGGAAAUGCCGUCCAGCAGACAUCACCACCAUCAUCAGCAUCAGCAGCAGCACGUGCAGGUGGUGACAUCCACGGCGGCGGCUGCGGCGCAGCUAUCCGUCAAGGAGAAGCAGCGGUUGUGCACCAACUGCAAGAACCACGGGCUGCGCAAGGUGUGGAAGAAGCACAAGCGGUACUGCAAGUACCGGGACUGCCCGUGCCUCAAGUGCAUGAAGACGGCGGCGACGCGCAAGAACUGCGCCGAGCAGACGGCCAAGCGACGGGCCCGACAGGAGGACGAGCAGCGCGAACAGGAACUCCAGCUGAACCCGGACAACUUCCAUGACGAGCGGCCCAUACCGUACCAGUCGGACGCCACCACGCCCCAGUCCUGCACCAGACAGAACAUGAGCGAGUCCUCGCAGGUCGGUCGGUCGUCCACCCCGAAGGGGACGAUGUCACCGCGGACGUCCGAUUUCGACGACCACGACAGCUCGUCCAUAGACAUCGGUGACGGCUGUGACGGUAACGGCGGCGGUAACGGUAUGGACGUGGUGAAGGACGAAGGCGUCGACGAUCGCAGUAGUCAUCUGCCCGGCGGCGUAGGCAAAAAAGACAUCGACGCAGGUAAGCAACAGUUAUGCGUACACGACUUAAUGUGA
Macrosiphum euphorbiae (potato aphid) is the source of this 768-nucleotide messenger RNA. Lineage: Eukaryota; Metazoa; Arthropoda; Insecta; Hemiptera; Aphididae. The record is from the annotation of a GenBank genome assembly.